ACUUGCGGUGGUUAGAGUAUGCUUCAUAACUUGGACUCCCACUUAACCCAAAAAUAAAGCGCGUCUUCUUUCUUCUGCCUGUUGUUAUUCCAAUUUCUGCGAAUUAACUCCAAAAGAUGGACUGCAGAAAAUUUGAGAUAACCCUUUUGUCAGCAAAUGACUUGGAACAUGUUCGAAAAUUUUUCAAGAUGAAAGUUUACUUGAGGGUUUCAAUAGGGAGAAGCAGCGAAGAAGCAGAGAGGAGAACUCCAGCAGACAAGCAUGGCGAGGUCAACCCUGCAUGGAAUUUCACUUUGAAGUACACAAUAAAUGAGUCCAUGGUACAACAUUUCAACACUAUGCUCGUCAUUAAACUGUACUGUAAACGUAAACUAGGGGAUAGGUACAUAGGAGAAGUUCAUACCUCCAUGAAAGAAUUGUUUGAUUAUGCAUAUCCUGUUGGGGGCAGUGCUGUUGUGAGUCAUCCUGUGCAAAAGGGUUCUGUGAAUUCACAAGGAGUUUUGAGGUUUUCUUAUAGGUUUGGGGAAAAGGUUUGGGGAAAAGGUAUGCCUCGACAAACUCCUGUUAGCUGAAAGUCUUGCUGAUUGGAGUUCAUGGAAUUUUGUUUAGUUGAAGCUUUUGUAAAUUUUGUCCCUUGAUCUAUCAUCUGUCUUUGUCGAUAGCAGAAUAGAACGAAUCUGCUAUCAUCCCUUUCCUCCUUUUCCAUCCAGCUUUGUGUUCUUAACUUAAGAAUAAGUACCAUUAAUGUCUAA
This is a messenger RNA of Coffea eugenioides, 752 nucleotides long. Its product is annotated as protein SRC2-like. NCBI's taxonomy places the organism in Eukaryota, Viridiplantae, Streptophyta, Magnoliopsida, Gentianales, Rubiaceae. The coding region runs from base 117 to 572 and encodes 151 amino acids. The record is from RefSeq and is a predicted model, not a curated record. Gene Ontology annotation, biological process: defense response. The transcript is spliced from 2 exons.